AUGACUGAGUGGCACCGAACAUUCCUACAAAACUUCUUGAUCCCCCCACACCCGCAGAGAGGGCGCCAACUUUUGAAGGAGUCAACAGCAUUUCAAUGUGUCCUGAAGUGGCUCGAGGGACUACAGAUUAAGCCGAGGGUGCUGGAGGUGCUGUCGGGUGUGGAGUACCAUCUCCGGGUCUCCUUCUUUGAUGUCACCUAUCGACACUUCUUUGGGAGAACAUGGAAAAGCACAGCAAAGUCCUUGAAGACCAUGGCGGGACAGCAGCUCCGGAUUGUCUUCAAUGAGCCUGUGUAUUUCCACAUGUCUUUAAAUAACCCAAACCUUAUUGCGGUUGUGGAAGUUGUUGCUGAAGGCAAGAAACGAGAUGGGAGCCUCCAGACAGUGGCCUGUGGGUUUGGGAUUCUGCGACUCUUCAGCUUCAAACCAGAGACUCCUGAUUCUCCUGCCCAGGAUAGACGGCUAAGACUCUAUCAUGGCACCCCCAGAGCCCUCCUACAUCCACUUCUUGAGGAUCCUAUUGAACAAAGCAAGUAUCUGACCCUUAUUGAGAACUGCUACAUUCAGUACACCUUGAAGAUCCAUCCUUUACUCGAAGCAGCAUUUCACCUUUUCCCUGAGAACUUUCUGGUGUCUGGUUUACAGAAAAUUCCUGGCUUACUCCCACCUCAUGGAGAGACAAAUGAUGUAUUGCGGAAGCCUCGCCUCCAGAAAUCUGUCACGUGGUAUUUGGACAAUCUGCUCUUCAACCUGUAUCCCUCACUGGAGAAGUUUGAGGAGGAACUUCUGGAACUCCUCAGUCACGACUGCUUGCGGGAGGAUGGCACCACCUUGGAAGGGAAGGCAGUUACGAUUCAAGAACGACGACUACAUGUUGGGGUGCACAAUGGUCUGGUCUUUGUUCAGAAGCCUCAAGUGGUGGUGGUGAUGCCUGAGGGUGAGGUGCCCCUGAGUCGCUCCGGAACUCUCAAUAGGAAGUCUUCCUCCUUAUCCAAGAUCAGUUUCAGAAAUCAGUCUCUGGUUUUGAGAAGCCGCAUUCGCCUGACUGAGAUGGUCAAUAAUCCAGCAUUCGCAGUUAUCUUUGAGCUAGAAUAUGUGUUUAGUGUGCCUUCAGGAGUCAGUGGAAAGGGAGCUUCUGUUACAUCUUUGUCUAACAUGGCCUACAUGCAUGUAAUUCGGUGGGCUGUUUGGAAUCCCCUGACAGAAGGCUCAUCUAAGAAGGUGGUGACCUUACCUCUUCGAGGAGGAGCCCAACCAAAUCCUAGCCGUUGUUUGGUGUACAAGAUUCCUUCAACCACCAUGAGCUCAGAGGAGGUUAAGAAAGUUGAGUUGGGCACCAUCCAAUUCCAGUUCUCACUCAGCUCAGAUGAACACGUGGGAACUUCUCUCGAGCCCUCCAGCCACACGAAAGAGGAGCCACAACACUCCAAGAAACCUCCCACAUCCCCUUCAAGUAAGUCCCCAGUUCUGCCCCAUACGAUGUCUUCUGCCCAGCUGUCUCCUAUGGGACCUGGAUUGUCAAUAUCCCAGCUGUCAGCCUCUCCCCCAUCACCUGCUCGAAGCCUCUCUGCCAGACCUUCCUUACCCACCCAGGUCAGCUCACAGCACUCCACAUCCCUCAAGGCCUCCCAGGGAACCCAGGAAGAACUCUCCCCUGGUAUUGAUGGCAGCAGCAGCAGGAUAGCUCAUCUGGAGGUUGACUUGAGCCAGAGAUUCCCCAUUUCUGACUUUGUCAGUGCUGAGCAACUGCAGGAGCUGCCUUUUACACCCUUACAUGCUCCGAUUAUCAUGGGCACUGAGACCAGAAGUUCUGGAUCUAAACUCUCCCGGGCCUCGCUCGUCCUCCUGAGCACAUUAGGCUUUCCAAAAAUUCUGGACCUCAGCAAGCAGCCAGCUGAAGUUGUGGAUCCUGCCACCUCUGUGAAAUUUAACCCUCAGAGAGAAGAAGGAGAUGUGCUACAGGGCAAUGAAAUAAUUCUGCAAUUUCUUGCCUUCAGCAGGGCUUCAGAGGACCCCAAGGGGAUGCCAUGGCCCAAAACAGUGUAUUUCACCUUCCAAUUCUAUCGUUUCCCACCUGUCACCACACCACGAUUACAAUUGGUGAAGUUGGAUCAACCUGGGAUGACUAACUCUAGUUCUCUAUCCCACGUCCUGGUUUCAGUGAACAAAGAUGGCUCAUUUAACAAGGACUCUCCUGGGUUUCAGCUCCAAUAUAUGGUGGAUUCCGGGUUCCUCAAGCCUGGAGAACAGCGGUGGUUCAUCCAUUAUCUUGCUGUGCAGACCCUACAGAUCGAUGUCUGGGAUGGAGAUUCGCUGCUUCUCAUUGGGUCUGCAGCAGUGCGGAUGGAGCAUAUCGUCCGCCAGGGUCGAGCAGCUGUUCAAGUCUCUCAUGAGCUCGAUGUUGUGACCACAGAAUAUGAACAGGAUACGAUGGUGGUGAGUGGAGAUAUUACAAGGCCUGGCACUGUUAAACCCAUUGGAGUCCACACUCUGGUCAGAGGCCGUCUACACUUAACUUUGGCCAACGUGGGUCAUGUGUCUGAACAGAAAUCAGAGGAUUCCAACUCAUUGCCUCCUUCACGAUCACGGAUCAUUUCCUCUAGCGACGGGACUAGUGGCUUCCAUGGAGGCAGUCUUCUUAGUCAUGGAGGCCAGAGAGCUCUUAAAAAUGUGGCUCAAGCCCGAAAACUAGCUGAUGUGGACAGUGAACUAGCCUCAAUGCUCUUCAUUCAAAAGCAGGAGGGGAGCAAGACCCAUCAGCUCACCAGCAAAGAGGCAGAUGCCACGAGGAAGCGGAAGCUUGAAAGAAUGGCGUCAGUCCGUCAGCGGGAGUCUGAAAAUGAUCUUGGCCUCAGGACAAAAAACCUCCUGGCUCAGCAUAAUGUCCAGGUCCAGCACUCACGGGAUCUCCAGAUUAUUGAUGCCUAUCGAGAACGAACCAAAGUAGAGAAUAUCACCAAUAUGCUGAGUCUGGUCAUCACCACUCACCACACUAUCUAUGCCACUCUGGGCACAGCUGAAUUCUUUGAGUUUGCCCUAAAGAACCCCCACAACCUGCAGCAAACAGUGUCGAUUGAGAUCGAUAACCCAGAGCUCAGUGUCAUUCUGGAUAGCAGGGAGUGGAGGCACUUCAAAGAGGCGGCCAAGGUGUAUACGCCCCUGGAGGAAGACAUGUUCCACCUCCAUGACAACCACAUUCCACAGCUCUACCUGCGCCCCAAGGAGAUGAUUCACAUCCCUUUUAAAUAUCAGACUUUCUGCAUAGACCACGCUGUCAUGAUGCAGGUAGGAAAUCAGCCCUGUUUGAUAUCUGACAAGCAUCCAGAAACCAUGUUGCCUUGGAAGUCCAAUGACAUACCAACCAAGAGCAUUAAGGUAUCGUUUAGUGUGAGCAGUGGCAAACCUAUCGCUAUUCUGUGUGUGAAUGUAGAAUAUCAACCCCAUGUGGUUGAUCAGACAUUUCGGUUUUAUCAUCCGGAGCUCUCCUUCCUGAAGAAAUCCAUACGGUUACCUCCUUGGCACACCCUGCCAGGUGCCCCUAUAGGAGGAAUUCCUGGCGAGGAGCCCCAAAUCUAUGUUCGAUGCAGUGACCCAAACGUUAUUUGUGAAACCAAAAAAAUGGGCCCAGGGGAACCACAGGACAUGUUUCUGAAAGUAGCUGGAGGUCCAAGCCCACAGAUCAAAAAAUUCUUUGUUGUUCUUUAUAGGGAUUAUUGGCUGGCUACCCCUAUUCAGAUAUGGCAGAUCUACCUUCACUCUCUCCAGCGAGUGGAUGUCAGUUGUGUCACUGGUCAGCUGACUCGCCUUUCCCUUGUUCUUCAUGGCACACAGACUGUUAGGAAAGUGAAAGCAUUUACUUCUCACCCGCAUGAGCUAAAGCUGGACCCUGAUGAUGUUUUUAUGCUCUCACGGAACAGCGUGCACGACCUACACAUUGGUGUGAGGCCUCAGCGGUCUGGCAGUCGGUUCCUUUAUCUCAAUCUGGUAGAUGUUGACCACCACCAGUUGGUGACCUCCUGGCUCAUUUGCCUGUCCAGCCGACAGCCUGUCAUUUCCAAGGCUUUUGAGAUCACAUUGCCAGCUGGUUGUGGCAAAGGUGCCAACAAGAAGAUCACAUACACCAAUCCCUAUCCUUCCAGAAAAGCAUACCACCUCCACACCAACCACCCAGACUUGCUGCAGUUCAAGGAAGACUCCUUUGAGGUGAGUGCUGGACAGACGUACACCAUCGGCCUGCGGUUUGCGCCAAGUCACAGCACAGGCAUGGAGGAGGUUCUGAUUUACAUCAAUGAUCAUGAAGACAAAAAUGAGGAGACAUUUUGCGUGAAGGUCAUCUAUCAAUAAAGGGGAGGACCUUGACCGGGCUUGCGUGUUCUGGCUCUCUCUGUUAACACGUUAAUCUCACUGACUCUCCUGCGAUGGGGCCAUAAUCCUAUUCUCUCUCAGCCACUUGAAUAUUAUCAUUGGUUUCAGAUUUUGCUGCUGGAUAGAUUUCCCUCCUUUUGAAUUUUCCUGGCCAUUUGUCUUUGGAUACAGAUAACCCGCUGAGAUUAUCCCUGAACUUGGCCUGAGGCCUGAAAGCACCCGUUCCCUCCUUAUUUAUGGUAUACCCGCGUCCAAUCAAGCAUCGGCCAAAAAUCACAGAGAUUUAUUCCAGAGCAGAGUCCUUAAGCAGGAACCAGACGCCGUGAUGUCAUGUUGUUGGGCGUACCGCUGUUCCUGUAUGGCGUGUGCAGGGACUUGUAACUUUCUACCAAAUUGUUUUGCUUUGACUUUUGCUGAUUUUUUAAAAAGUAUUUUUAUGAAACAUUUGUUUUCCUUAUUGGA
Messenger RNA from Gracilinanus agilis (Agile Gracile Mouse Opossum), 4827 nucleotides. It is a transcript of the gene NPHP4, whose product is annotated as nephrocystin 4. Bases 1 to 4344 code for a protein of 1447 amino acids. The transcript is spliced from 29 exons. Gene Ontology annotation, cellular component: cytoskeleton; ciliary base; ciliary basal body. NCBI's taxonomy places the organism in Eukaryota, Metazoa, Chordata, Mammalia, Didelphimorphia, Didelphidae. Gene Ontology annotation, biological process: protein localization to ciliary transition zone; negative regulation of canonical Wnt signaling pathway. The record is from RefSeq and is a predicted model, not a curated record.